AUGAAGGCUCAAGACUAUAUUUUAAUUUUUGUUGUUAUAUCAUUUCAGACAGCGCCAAUUUCUGCUGACAUUUUCGAAACAUUAAACCCUCUUAAAUGGGAUUCCUCGCAGUCGGUCGAUAUUUCUGAAUCGUUACAAUCCGACAUCGACUUUUCUUCAUAUGAAAUCUCCGAAUCGGAAGAUUACACAAACAGCAUUUACGGUUACACUGUACAAAACCUCGAUGGUCAGGACGUUUGCUUGAAUGAAUAUUCUGGACAAGUAUUGAUCAUUGUGAAUUACGCGUCCACAUGUGGUUUCACCUACGAAAACGUGUGUGCUCUUUCCGAAAUGUCUAAAAAGUACAAGGAUCAAGGCUUAACGAUACUAAUAUUUCCUAGCAAUGACUUCUUUGAGAAUAUUGGUGGGAAUACCGCAGCGAAAGAAUUGGCAAAAUGUCAUCCUGAAUUUGAAGUAUUUUCGGAAAUUUGCGUAAAUGGCGAAUCACAACAUCCGAUGUACAGAUUUCUCAAGAAGAAGUUACCAGGGUUUUUGAGUACAGAAGCUAUUAAAUGGAAUUUUACAAAAUUUGUAGUAAACAGACACGGAUAUCCUGUUCAACGAUAUUCGGCAACAGACAGUUUUGAUGCCAUAGAAGAAACAGUACAAGAACUAUUAACGGAUAAAUGUAGCUGCUAAUGUGACGAUUAAAUCAGUAUUGUCCAGCUACCAACUCCAUUUUAGUACACAAAAUGAAUUUAGUUUUCUAUUAUAUCCAAAUUUAACCUGGCACAUACGUUACUUCAUACAGGUACUUGUAUUAUUAUAUUAUUAUAAAAAAUAUUUUAUUAAUCGCGAAUGUUACAUUAACUUUGUUAUAAUCAAAUGUAUUGCAUUAUUUUAAUAAAUUCAAAAUGCAGGUAA
This is a messenger RNA of Melanaphis sacchari, 903 nucleotides long. Its product is annotated as probable phospholipid hydroperoxide glutathione peroxidase. The record is from RefSeq and is a predicted model, not a curated record. Bases 1 to 678 code for a protein of 225 amino acids. Gene Ontology annotation, biological process: response to oxidative stress. Gene Ontology annotation, molecular function: glutathione peroxidase activity. Lineage: Eukaryota; Metazoa; Arthropoda; Insecta; Hemiptera; Aphididae. The transcript has 6 exons.